Molecule: messenger RNA, 2595 nt
Organism: Dictyostelium purpureum
Lineage: Eukaryota; Evosea; Eumycetozoa; Dictyosteliales; Dictyosteliaceae
Exons: 6
Coding region: 1-2595 (864 amino acids)
Biological process (GO): regulation of DNA-templated transcription; nuclear-transcribed mRNA poly(A) tail shortening
Cellular component (GO): P-body; nucleus; CCR4-NOT core complex
Source: RefSeq, a predicted model, not a curated record
AUGAAUACAAGGAAAUUACAAGGUGAAAUCGAUAAAACAUUAAAAAAAGCAGCAGAUGGCAUUAUAGAGUUUGAUUCUAUAUUGAAGAAAGUUUAUUCAGCUAUUAGCACCAACCAGAAAGAGAAAUAUGAAAGCGAUUUAAAGAAAGAAAUUAAAAAACUUCAAAGAUAUAGAGAUCAAAUUAAAGUUUGGAUAGCUUCGAAUGAUGUUAAAAAUAAAUCCGCAUUACUAGAUUCUAGAAAAUCUAUAGAAGAAAAAAUGGAUGAUUUCUUUGAAAGAGAUGCAAGAGGUAAAGGUUAUUCAAAAGAUAAUUUAGAUGCAGCUACAAAGAACGAAUUGGCAAAAGAUCAUGUACGUGAUUGGGGUAAUAAAGCAAUAUCGACACUUAAAUCACAAAUGGAAUCAUUUGAUAGCGAAUUAGAAUCGAUACCAGUUAGAAAAAGAAAAACUGAAUCAACACGUGUCGAAGCAUUACAAAAGUAUACCACAUAUCAUAGAUAUCACUUACGUGCUCUAGAAUUUUUAGUGAGAGCGAUGGAUGAGGAUCGUAUAUCCCCAGAUGACAUUGAAAAAAUUAAAGAUUCAGUCGAAUGCUAUAUAGACUCAUACGAACAAGAAGAUACCUUUGAAGAACCAGAAGAAGUUUAUUCAAAUUUUAAUCUCAAACAAACUGAAAUGGGUGACGAAGAUUAUGAAUUCUCUUUAGAUGAAGAUUCUGAUGAUGAGGAAGAAGAGGGUUAUUCUGAUACAUCUGAUAAUGAUAAUGAUAUUGACGAUGAAACAAAUAAACAAGACUCUGAUAACGAAAAUGCAUCAACAACAAGCACAGCAUCAUCAACUGCAACCUCAUCCGCUACCGCAACCCCAUCUUCUACUACAACACCCGCAACUACCCCAUCUUCAACUACCGUUCCUUCAACUAAAUCACCAACAUUAAAUUCACAACAAAGAGUAGGAUCACCAGCCCCAAAUCAACCACCACAACAACCACAAAACAAAACCUUGACCCAAUCACCAACUUUUUCAUCUGUAACUAAAUCAAAUAUUAAAAAUGAUCCUAAUACCAAUAAGCAACCACAACCACAACCACAACCACAAUCACAAUCACAACCACAACCACAACCACAACCACAACCACAAUCGCAACCACAAUCGCAACCACAACCACAAUCACAACCACAAACAAACGCACAAUCACAAUUCCCAUCAUCAAUUGGAAAUGUACCAAUGGCACAAAGAUUGAUGCAACAUCAACAAGCUCAACAACAGGCCGCCGCUGCAGCCCAACAAGCAGCCCAACAACAAGCCGUUAAUAAAAAUAAACAAUUUAACGAUGUCAAUGAUGUUCAAGAUCAAUUAUCUCAAUUAAAUAUUAAUAAACAAAUAGUACAACCACCAACCUCAGUACAAGAUUUGGAUGAUAGUAAAAAUAACGAAACCUUUGAUAAUUCUUCAAAUAUUUAUCCGGGCUCAUUAGCCGAAUUAUCAUCUGCUACAUUAUCGAGAAUUAAUGAGGGUAACUAUACUCAACAACAACAAGUUCAACAACAACAACAACAAGCCCAACAACAAUAUCUUUAUCAACAACAAUACCAACAACAACAACAACAACAAUUGUCACCUCUUCAACAACAACAGGCUCAACAACAACAAUAUCAACAACAAAAUCAACAAGCUCAGCAACAAUAUCAACAACAAAUGCCACAUCAAGCAUAUCCACAACAUCCAUCAAUGUCACCACCACAACCAUCUCUUGUAUCGGGUCAACUAGGAUUUGAGGAUGCAAUGAUGUUAACCAAACAUAUGAUGGAUGUUAGUUUAAAUAAUAUACCAGAAAUUAAUGAUUAUGAACGUGUUUCAACUUAUAUACCACGCAAUCCAAAACCAGUACCACCAUAUUAUCCACAAACACCACUUGCAAUUUUUGACUCUUCAAAUGUAUUUGAAAAAUUCGAUAUCGAUACAUUAUUUUUCAUAUUUUACUUUAAACAAGGCUCAUACCAACAAUAUCAAGCUGCCAAAGAACUCAAAAAACAAGGUUGGAGAUACCACAAGAAAUAUUUAACUUGGUUUAGAAGACAUGAAGAACCAAAAGAAAUUACAAAUGAAUAUGAACAAGGUACAUAUGUUUAUUUCGAUUAUGAAACUGGUUGGUGUUUUGGUGCUAAUAGUGAUAACAUACCAGAUUUCAUUAAAUCAUCAUUUAUAAAUAGUAGUUUGGAUAACGCAACCCAAUGGAUUUGGUCAAAUGAAGAAACUACAGACUCUAGAGUAAAUCAUUUAUUUAAUAUUUGUGAUGAGCAAAUGAAUAAUCUUUACGAAUGUGAGAUGAAAUUUGGUAAUAAUAAUCCAAUUUGCGAACCAAAAUUCAAUUCUUACAAUAAAUGUGUAUCAAAAGAGAUUUGUCCAAAACAAUUUUAUCUAAGUCAGAUUUUUUGUUUUGGUAAUACCGAUUUAGAUAAUGGCAAAAUUAAAAUCCCAGAAUCAGCUUUAAAUGAAAUUAAUGAAAAAGAUAAAAAUGAUUUAUGCAAACAAUUUUCAAAAGAAUUAACAUCAUGUGUAAAUCAAUCACUUUCAAAAAUCUGGUCACCCUAA